Molecule: messenger RNA, 1677 nt
Organism: Aedes albopictus (Asian tiger mosquito)
Lineage: Eukaryota; Metazoa; Arthropoda; Insecta; Diptera; Culicidae
Gene: Gale
Product: UDP-glucose 4-epimerase
Exons: 5
Coding region: 421-1476 (351 amino acids)
Biological process (GO): beta-D-galactose catabolic process via UDP-galactose, Leloir pathway
Cellular component (GO): cytosol
Molecular function (GO): UDP-glucose 4-epimerase activity
Source: RefSeq, a predicted model, not a curated record
ACUAUUCCCACGACACGAAAAAAAAGUAUGAUUGUGGGAGCGGUCUCUGGUCUGUUUUUGAGUUGAGCGGUCGUGUUCGUUUUCGUCUAGUUAGCAGUUUUUUUUUUUUGGAGUUUUGUACGCCGGCUGUUAUCAACGAAACAACAAGGGAAAACAAUAACUGGCAUUUGUUUCGGUGGCAAACAGUGCUUGUAGGAACAAGGCUGUCGGACAGCCGGGUGAUCGUCGUCAUCAUCAUCAGUUUUGUUUUAUUAUUAUUUUUGACGGCCUGUUUGUGAUAAGAUAGGCAGUGAAUGCGAGCGAUAGCGUGCUGCAAUGAGUCAAGGGUUGAUACGUGUCGUCUGAUUAUUCAUUCUUGGAUGUUCUGAUCGCGCAGGCUGUGCUUUUGAUUCUGCUUUGUUGGCUUAGUGGAGAGUAAUAAUGUCUCUGAGCAUCCUAGUAACCGGCGGAGCAGGGUUCGUUGGCUCGCAUACUGUUCUGGAACUGUUGAAUGCUAGACAUCGGGUCAUUUGUGUGGACAAUUUGUGUAAUGCCUUUGGAGCGGUGGAUGCUAAGUUGCCGGAAUCACUGAAACGGGUACAGGAACUGACGGGAAGGAACGUUACAUUCUAUGAUGUGGAUAUUCGUGAUAAGAAUGGGCUGAGAGAAGUUUUUAAGAAGCACCAAAUCGAUUGUGUGGCACAUUUCGCUGCCCUGAAAGCAGUUGGCGAAUCAUGCCGAAUACCGCUGCAAUACUAUCAAAACAACAUUACCGGUACCAGCGUGCUGCUGGAAGUAAUGGCCGAGAGUAAUGUAUUCAAAUUUGUGUACAGUUCUAGUGCUACAGUGUAUGGAGAACCGCAAAAGCUUCCACUAGAUGAGAAGCAUCCAACGGGUAAUUGCACCAAUCCUUAUGGCAAGAGCAAAUAUUUCACCGAGGAGAUAUUGAAGGACCUCUGCGAGUCGGAUCCUCGGUGGUCGGUGAUAUCGCUGCGAUACUUCAACCCGGUCGGAGCGCACAAGUCCGGCCGUAUCGGCGAAGAUCCCAAUGGAGAACCGAACAAUCUGAUGCCGUACAUUUCUCAGGUGGCCGUUGGUCGUAGACCUUGUCUGAAGGUAUUCGGUAACAAUUACGACACCCCAGAUGGGACAGGUGUUCGCGAUUACAUCCACAUAGUUGAUUUGGCCGAGGGACAUGUCUGCGCUCUCGAUAAGCUGGCGCGUGGUGAUCUGAAAGGAUUUGUGGUGUACAAUCUUGGCACCGGAUGCGGGUACUCGGUGCUGGACGUGGUAGAAGCAUUCUCCAAGGCGUCCGGCAAGGAAGUGAAGUAUGAAAUCGUUGAUAGGAGACCCGGUGACGUCGCCACAAGCUAUGCGGAUGUUACGCUGGCAGCCAAAGAACUGGGCUGGAAGGCCAAGCGUGGUCUGAAGGAAAUGUGCGAGGAUACCUGGAACUGGCAAAGGCUCAAUCCGAACGGAUUUUCCGGGGCUAAUUGAAGUGGGGGUUUUUUGGAUUACAUUGGAUUACCACAUUAUGGGUAUGCUUUUAGUAAAAAUAACUGCUGCAUUUGACGCUAGCUUUUCCUGAACGAACGAUUGCCAUAGAUAAUAUAUUCCGUAGGUAGAAUAAAUUGGACCAAAUGAAACAUGUCAAUGUUGUAAAAGCACAAAAGGUGCAAAUAAAUGAAAAUCUACUCA